GCGGCUAUAGGAGGCAAUGGACAAUCCGGGCGGCGAAACGAGCAAGAAUGUCCAAGGAUCUCCAGCAAAUUGACAAGAGAACAACCCCAGUAAGGAAAAUGGGUAAGCAUAUGAAGAGGUGAUUGUCAGUAGAGUAAACCAGAGGCUGACCAACAUGUGAAGAGAUGCUCAAGCUCAGCAACCAUCAGAGAAAUGCAGUCUGUCAAACUAUACAUCUAUCAGACUGGUGAAGGAUCAGAAAGCUGGAAAAAGACAAGCAUUUGGAUCAAGGUCAACCUCUUUAACUGGCAUUGGAGCCUCACACAACACACACGCAGCCGCCCCUAGAUUGGCUCCAAAUAACCUUUCCAGCUUUGUCUAGUGCCGCUCCCCUGCAGAGAAGUCCAACUAGAGGCCACUUCUGCCACUCUUUUCUGUCUGGAAUGCCUGACACAGGCUCUGUAACCCAGAAAUCUGUGGCAAACAAAGGGGCUAAGACCCUCAGAAAAGAUGGGACACAGGAAGGGGAAGUGAAGGCUGACAGAGGAUCACACACAGCGGUUAGGCCGAUCAGAGAUGGCAUACACCAGCCCAGAAUGCAAAACCACAGGGCCAGACAAUUUAAGCACAAGUGGGGACACAACGGGAAAGAGCGGAAUGAAAUCCUCAAGAAAAAAAAAAAAAGGAUAGAGAUAUGGUCAGAGGGAAACUAUACAGGGAAAGAGAUGCAAACUGAUGGAAUGGAACUUUGCAGGGAGACAAAGGAGAACCAGCAGCGAGCGCACAACCAGAGCAGCAGGAAAAUGAGGAGUGGGGCACAAAGACGGGCGUCUUGGGGAAAAAGUUACAAUCUUAGAGGAUAAAACAGAAAAUGAGCGAGGGAGGGACGCUCUGAGAAAAGGGGGCAAACAGAGAGGAUGGGGAGGGUAACUGCGACAUGCAUCUACUAGAAAUACACAGAGAAGGCGGUGAUUAGAGUGGAGCCUGGAGAAUCGGGUGAAAUCCAGAAGGAUGCACACAGAGUGUGGAAAGUGUUGAAAAGACAGAAACACUAGGGAAGCAAGGGGAAGAAAGGAGGAAAGGGGCCAGGCUAUAAAGGAAUGACACACGUGGCAAAAGCGGGUCCAAAAAUGGGCAGAAGGGACUGGCAGAGACUCUGAGAGAACAAGAAAGGACGUUGGGAAAAUCAGCCCUGACACAGACAAGAGAUACGGAAAGGGGAACAACCUGAGAAGUUGGGACCCUGGCAGGAACCAGGGAAAUCACAUAAAAGGGUAGAUCCGGGUUAGGGCACCAGGAGAGAAGGGAGAGAAAACAUGGGUGUCCCACAGCAAAGACAAGCCACAGAGCUAAGUAGAGGCCAGGAGUGCAGGAGGCACCUCUGCACUUGGCAGGCCCGAUGGAGACUGCACACGCGCACACAAGUCCCCGCCUAUGCCUGGGGGCGGGGUGGGCAGUCGUUCCUGGGAGGCAACGCCACCUUCUUCCGGGAAGCAGUACUCGACGUCCCAUUGGCCACCUCCCACAAAAAGGGAAGAACUCUCUGGGAAAGAAGCCACAGGGAGAGGGGAAGGAGGCGCGAGAUUCAACUCGACGCGCUAUUGGCUGGCCUGAUAGUCCAACGCAAGGCGAAGCAGGCUGGAGAUCCAUGGAAACGGAUGAAAUGCCUGCUGUCCACCACUGCCCCUCAGACUCUGCCACAGGGGAUGAGGCCAGAGCCCCCCAGGGCACUGUGCUCAUCCCCAGGAGAGCCAUCAGUCGCUCUCCAACAUGUGCCCGCUGCCGCAACCACGGUGUCACUGCCCACCUCAAGGGCCACAAGCGCCUCUGCCUCUUCCAGGCUUGCAAGUGCCACAAAUGUGUCCUCAUCUUAGAGCGCCGGAGGGUCAUGGCUGCCCAGGUGGCCUUGCGUAGGCAGCAGGAGGCGCAGGUAAAGAGGCACCUGGUUCAAGGACUGGUGCAGAGAGGGGCAGCCCCUCCUAAAGCUCCCAGCUGUGUCAAGAAGGGAGCCACUCAACCAGGAGUCCCAUCUGGAAAGGAGAACGCAGCGCCCCAGCCUCAGAUUCCCCAUGGGGCAGCCCCACCGGCACUGACGCCACCUGGGAAGGAGAACUCCCGGGGGCCGCUGCUACUCAGCCGUCCCCUGGAAGCCUUGCCUUUGUCCUGGACUCCCGUGCCUCCAGGCCCUCGGGCCCCUCCAGGCCUUUCCAUGCCGCCCCCACUGGUAUGCCGCUUGCUAUGCCAAGAAACUGCUAUCCCUCUGCAUCAUCCCUUCCUUGGCGUCAACACUGGUACCUCUCUCCGACUGCCUACUCAUGGUCCCCUCCCAACCUGCCCAGGAUUUCAUCAGAUACUGAUGGCUCCUCUUUCUGGAGAAUCACAAGGGCCCCCUGCCCUGCCCCAAAUAUGCUCAACCCUGAUACUCCAACCCCGUGGCACCCCAGACUCUCUUCUGCUGCAGCCGCAGGUCUCCAGAGCCUCUCACCUGGCUGGGACCUCUGAGCUCUCAGAACGGCAGCUGCAGCAGGAGGCAGCUGAGGCUCUUAUGGGGCUGAAAGAUUCAUCCCAGGCUCCUCUCCUGACCCCUUCUGUGCUCCCCAACCCUGCCUGGAUCUCCCCGCACCACCCUUGUGACUCACCAGGUCCUGCUGAAGGAAGAGGAUCCCAGUCUGUGGGCCCCUCUCUCUGACCCAGACCUGCUCCCUCCGUGGCUCUGAAUAUUGGGCAUCUGGGGUCCAUCUCCCUCCUAAGCUAGAAGCCCAGAGGUUGAGACCUCACUGGGGUCGGGGGUAACAGCCUACAGGCACUACAUAUUUGGUAUUUUACUUCUGGAUUUAUGCAUGGAAUUUAAUGUAGUACAAACUUCAAGCUUUUUUUUUUUUUAAGCUUUCAGAUACUUUGUUAGCUUUGGUUGCUUUUGUAACAUGGGCAUUUCUUUGGCCAAAGGUGGAUAUUCUCUUACCCACUCUGGGUCCUUGGGUCUUUCAAAUCCCCAACAAAGAGAGAGAUGUACAGUUUAAGCUAGCCAGUGUCGAAAUGCGUUUUUGCAUGAGUUCAUGUUCCAGAGUAUUUAUUUGUCAUGUGAUUCUGUCCAUACUCAUGCACUCGUGUCUGUCUCCAUUCCUGUGAACUAGGUUUGUGUGAGUAAGCAAGAAAUAAACCUUUGUUGUUUUAAGCCACUGAGAUUUGGG
Molecule: messenger RNA, 3170 nt
Organism: Manis pentadactyla (Chinese pangolin)
Lineage: Eukaryota; Metazoa; Chordata; Mammalia; Pholidota; Manidae
Gene: DMRTC2
Product: DMRT like family C2
Exons: 11
Coding region: 1379-2668 (429 amino acids)
Biological process (GO): regulation of DNA-templated transcription
Cellular component (GO): nucleus
Molecular function (GO): sequence-specific DNA binding
Source: RefSeq, a predicted model, not a curated record